UCUUUCUUCUCCCCCUCUUGCAGUAGUAUUUAGGAUGCUGCGAGCAUCGCUCUUGCUCUGAUCCCAUCGGCGGAGCUUAAUUAUAUAUUUAUUAUUUAUUAACUUAUUUGUAUAUCCUUAAUUUUAUAUAUUUAUUAAUUUAUCGACGCACGUCGACGUCGUCCAUGGAGUCCGUCGGCGGCGGCGGUAGCAUCCCGAGGGCACAGGCGGCAUCCUCGCGGCGUCUGGGACGCAGCACCAGCUUGGCCUCCCGCGCCGGCGCCGGCGCUUUCGCCUACGACGGGAUGCGCACGGCGCCGCUCUUCUCGUCGGCCAACUUCGCGCGCUCCCUCCGCAAGGCGGCCUCCUUCGGCCACAAGAAGGCCAGCGCAGGCGACGCGGACGCGGCCGCGCCGCCACCCCGGCGGGCGCUGAGCAGCAAGGAUCAGAACACCGUCCACACCGCGGACGUCGGAGCUGUGAUGCUGUCCCCGCGUCGUUCGCUGACCGAGGAGCCGACUAGGCGGAGGCGGGGCACUGCGGGGACGUCGCCGGAGGAAGCCUCUGGAAAGGGAUCAUCAACCGGCGCGCUGAGGGAGACGAUGGCGCGUAAGAUUAAGGAGGGGCCCGAGAAGGAGGAGGCGGCGCACCGGGCGCGCGUGCUCUCCGCGCGGCUCCUCCAAUGGCGGUUCGCCAACGCCCGGAUGGAGAUGGCCGUCGCCCGCGCCACGUCCGCCGCCGAGAACAAGCUGUUCUACACGUGGCUGCGCGUGGCGGAGCUGCGCAACAUCCAGGCGGCGAAGCGGAUCGUGGCGCAGCGGCGGCGGCAGAAGCUGAAGCUGGCAAGGCUGCUGCGGCCGCAGCUCCCCCUCCUCGCCUCGUGGGAGGCCCUUGAGCAGCCGCACGCCGACGCCGUCUCGGACCUCACCCGCGUCCUCUCCGCUGCCUGCACCUCCCUCCCCGUGACCGCCGGCGCCCAAGCCGGCGUGGAGGCGCUGCACGAGACCAUGUUCGCCUGCGUGGGCAUGGUGACCGAGAUCGAAGCUAACGCCGACGUGUUCUACGCCACGGCCGGCGCCACCAGCGGCACGCUGGGCGAGCUGGCGAGGACGAUACGGCAGGAGGUGGACGGGCUGGAGGAAGUCAUGCGGCUGGCCAGGAUCGUCACUCGGCUGCAGAUGCAUGAGGUGAGCCUCCGAUCCAACUUAAUUCAGGCGAGGCAGAGGCUUGAUCAAGACAUGCGAGUCGCCGUCGCCGUCCCGACGAGUGCACCUCCCGGCUGGUGCUUUUGAGAUUUGAUCAAUCUCACACGCCAUUCUUAAAAUAAAGAUAAGAUGCGGAACUUGUGUCACCGUGACAGACUGACGGGAGGCUUCACCUCUCCUGAACUCGUUCGUGUAUGCAUAUGUGGUUUUUUUAAGGAAUGUAUACGUGCUUCUUAAUAAAUUGCGUUUUUAGAUAGUAAUUUGUGUUAUUAGGAGAGCUAUGUGUAUUGAACGGGUGUGUGCUGUGAAUAGUAAACUGAGUCGUUUGUGGUAUCUUGUAACUUGAAUAUUUUCGAUCUGAACCGUCUCAAAUCUUUAAUCCAGUUUUUCAUCCC
This is a messenger RNA of Lolium rigidum, 1579 nucleotides long. RefSeq names its product QWRF motif-containing protein 7-like. The coding region runs from base 165 to 1271 and encodes 368 amino acids. The transcript has 5 exons. The record is from RefSeq and is a predicted model, not a curated record. NCBI's taxonomy places the organism in Eukaryota, Viridiplantae, Streptophyta, Magnoliopsida, Poales, Poaceae. Gene Ontology annotation, molecular function: microtubule binding. Gene Ontology annotation, biological process: spindle assembly; centrosome cycle. Gene Ontology annotation, cellular component: centrosome; nuclear microtubule; cytoplasm.